Messenger RNA from Acanthochromis polyacanthus (spiny chromis), 3180 nucleotides. RefSeq names its product sorbitol dehydrogenase-like. The coding region runs from base 156 to 1220 and encodes 354 amino acids. The record is from RefSeq and is a predicted model, not a curated record. The transcript has 9 exons. Gene Ontology annotation, biological process: D-sorbitol catabolic process. NCBI's taxonomy places the organism in Eukaryota, Metazoa, Chordata, Actinopteri, Pomacentridae. Gene Ontology annotation, molecular function: L-iditol 2-dehydrogenase (NAD+) activity; zinc ion binding.
ACCAGCCCCCGCUACCAGGAAGUAAAACAUGCAGCCUGCUCCUGGACUUUGACGUGACUGAGGUUGAACGUAGUGUGAGAUUUCUCUUUGGACUGGGUGUCUGUGUUUCGUGUGGUUCGUCUUCGCCCUGUUGAAGCCUCCGUGCUGUUUCUGUCAUGGCGCAGGAAAACCUGACCGUGGUGUUGCAUUCUCCGGGAGACCUCAGGCUGGAAAACCGCCCCAUUCCUGAGCCAGAACCUAACGAGGUUUUAUUGCAGAUGCACUCUGUUGGAAUCUGUGGAUCAGAUGUGCACUACUGGCAGAAUGGCCGGAUCGGAGAUUUUGUGGUUAAGAAACCGAUGGUUGUGGGGCACGAGGCUGCUGGACGGGUGGUAAAAGUGGGCUCAGCAGUCAAGCACCUUAAUGUAGGUGACAGAGUCGCCAUUGAGCCUGGUGUACCUCGCGAGACCGACGAAUAUUUCAAAAACGGACGCUAUAAUUUGUCCCCAACCAUCUUUUUCUGUGCCACACCCCCCGACGAUGGGAACCUAUGUCGAUACUACAAGCACAGUGCCAACUUCUGUUACAAAUUGCCUGAUAAUGUGACAUUUGAGGAGGGAGCUCUCAUUGAACCUCUGUCUGUGGGGAUCCAUGCCUGCCGCAGAGCCGGUGUGACCCUCGGCAGUGUUGUCUUCAUUUGUGGUGCAGGACCUAUUGGAUUGGUCUCUUUGCUUGUGGCCAAGGCCAUGGGGGCCUCUCAGGUCAUCGUCACUGAUCUUUCUCCAGAGCGUCUGAAGAUGGCCAAACAGUUGGGAGCGGACUUCCAGCUGACGGUGAAGAAAGGAGAUGCACCCGAACAGCUGGCUAAGAGUGUACAUGACACACUGGGAGCUCAGCCUCACAUGACCAUUGAAUGCACUGGUGCUGAGAGCAGCAUCCAAACAGCCAUCUAUGCAACUCGUUCAGGAGGUGUGGUUGUGCUGGUGGGUCUCGGCUCUCCAAUGGCCACUAUUCCUCUGGUCAACGCUGCCACGAGAGAAGUGGACAUCAGAGGCGUCUUCCGCUACUGCAAUACCUGGCCCAUGGCCAUUGCCAUGUUGUCGUCAGGUAAAGUGAACGUCAAGCCCCUCGUGACCCAUCGUUUCCCUCUGGAGCAGGCAUUAGAAGCCUUUGAAACCACACGUCAAGGUGUUGGGAUAAAGGUCAUGUUAAAGUGCGACCAAAACGACCUGAACCCCUGAACUGACGCCCUGCAGAAAAACCAAAUAGACCAACUGAGAGCAAUUCAGCAUGACAGGCACAAACUGGACAUUGACCCAGUGAGAGAUAACAGAGAUAGUUCAAAGAGACACACACUGCUGACAACUGACUGCUGUAUGGCCUGCAGGUUAGACAUGUAAUCGGCAUCAAAUGGUACUAACAAUUACACACGUGGACAAAAUUGUUGGUACCCCUCAGUUAAAGAAGGAAAAACCCACAAUUCUCACUGAAAUCACUUGAAACUCACAAAAGUAACAAUAAAUAAAAAUUUAUUGAAAAUUAAAUAAUCAAAAACAGCCAUUACUUUUGAAUUGUUGAUUAACAUAAUUAUUUAAAAAAACAAACUAAUGAAACAGGCCUGGACAAAAAUGAUGGUACCUCUAUAAAAGAUUGAAAACUAUUUGACCAGAGUGACAUGAUUAACUCAGGUGUGUCAUUUAAUUGACAUCACAGGUGUUUCCAAACUCAUAAUCAGUCAGUCUGCCUAUUUAAAGGGAGACAAGUAGUCACCCUGCUGUUUGGUGAAAAGGUGUGUACCACACUGAACAUGGACAACAGAAAGCGAAGGAGAGAAUUGUCCCAGGACAUCCGAAAAAAAAUUAUAGACAAACAUCUUAAAGGUAAAGGCUAUAAGACCAUCUCUAAACAGCUUGAAGUUCCUGUGACAACAGUGGCUCAUAUUAUUCAGAAGUUCAAGACCCACGGGACAGUAGCCAACCUCCCUGGACGUGGCCGCAAGAGGAAAAUUGAUGACAAAUUGAAGAGACGGAUCGUUGGAAUUGUAUCCAAAGAGCCCAGAGCAACCUCCAAAGAAAUUAAAGGUGAACUCCAAGGCCAAGGUACAUCAGUGUCAGAUCGCACCAUUCGUCGCUGUUUGAGCCAAAGUGGACUUCAUGGGAGACGACCAAGGAGGACACCACUGCUGAAAAAAACUCAUAAAAAAGCGAGACUGGAAUUUGCAAAAAUGCAUGUUGACAAGCCACAAAGCUUCUGGGAGAAUGUCCUUUGGACAGAUGAGACCAAACUGGAGCUUUUUGGUAAGGCACAUCAACUCUAUGUUCAUAGACUCAAAAACCAAGCAUACAAAGAAAAGAACACUGUCCCUACGGUGAAACAUGGAGGAGGCUCAGUAAUGUUUUGGGGCUGCUUUGCUGCAUCUGGCACAGGGUGUCUUGAAAGUGUGCAAGGUACGAUGAAAUCUGAAGACUAUCAAGGCAUUCUGGAGAGAAAUGUGCUGCCUAGUGUCAGAAAGCUUGGUCUCAGUCGCAGGUCAUGGGUCUUCCAACAGGACAACGAUCCAAAACACACAGCCAAAAACACCCAAGAAUGGCUGAGAGAAAAGCGUUGGACUAUUCUAAAGUGGCCUUCUAUGAGCCCAAAUCUGAAUCCCAUUGAACAUAUGUGGAAGGAGCUGAAACAUGCCAUUUGGAGAAGACACCCAUCAAACCUGAGACAACUGGAGCUGUUUGCUCAUGAGGAGUGGGCCAAAAUACCUGUUGACAGCUGUAGAACGCUCAUUGACAAAUACAGAAAUGGUUUAAUUGCAGUGAUUGCCUCAAAAGGUUGUGCAACAAAAUAUUAAGUUAUGGGUACCAUCAUUUUUGUCCAGCCCUAUUUCAUUAGUUUGUUUUUUUAAAUAAUUAUGUUAAUCAACAAUUCAAAAGUGAUGGCUGAUUUUGAUUAUUUAAUUUUCAAUACAUUUUUAUUUAUUGUUACUUUUGUGAGUUUCAAGUGAUUUCAGUGAGAAUUGUGGGUUUUUCCUUCUUUAACUGAGGGGUACCAACAAUUUUGUCCACGUGUGUAUUUAUGAUACUCAACAUUGUUUUAUAACAAACAUUUUACACGUUGUAAGACUGUAUGUAAUCAGCAAUUUCUUGCAUUCUUAAUUUACGAUCUUUUAAAAUGCUGUAAUGGAGUAAAGAAAAUCUUCUAAAUUACAAA